AUGGCUAUAAAUUAUCAUAAUAUAGCGAAUAUCUUACGCCUGCAAGAAAACUAUACUAAUUGUCUUGAUUAUUAUGUACGAGCACAUAAAAUACGAGAAUGUUACUUACCACCAAACGAUACUGAUAUCGCUGAUAGUCUCUACAAUAUUGGAUUUACUUAUGACCAGCUUAAUCAACCGACACGUGCACUUGAACAUUUGAAAAAAGCGGCUGACAUCUAUAAAGGCUUGCCAACCGAAAUCUCAGCGUUUAAUAAAAUUCAAUGUCAUAUUCAAAGGCUUCUGCCUGAAAAAAGUUCUACAUGA
Molecule: messenger RNA, 306 nt
Organism: Rotaria socialis
Lineage: Eukaryota; Metazoa; Rotifera; Eurotatoria; Philodinida; Philodinidae
Source: the annotation of a GenBank genome assembly